Molecule: messenger RNA, 753 nt
Organism: Effrenium voratum
Lineage: Eukaryota; Dinophyceae; Suessiales; Symbiodiniaceae
Source: the annotation of a GenBank genome assembly
AUGAGUUCGGUCGGCAUCGUCAUUGUCGCCGCGGGGCGCGGCCGCCGGCUGGGCGCCGAGAUGCCCAAGCAGUAUAUCGAACUGGCCGGCGCCUGUUCGCUGAGGCGCGUCGCCGAGACGUUCCUUGGCCUGGAGCGGACCAGUUUCAUCGUGCCGGUCAUCCAUCCCGGAGACGCGGAGUUUUGCGCUGCGGCGCUGGCGGGAUUGGACGAUGCGCGCCUGUUGCCGGCUGUCGAUGGCGGUGAAACCCGUGCCCAAUCCGUCCGGCGCGGCCUUGAGGCGCUCGAGGCACACAAUCCGGACCUGGUGCUCAUUCACGACGCAGCGCGCCCGUUUGUGCCAGUAUCCGUGAUCGAGGAUGUGAUUGCCGCCCUCGGCUUCAGCGAUGGCGCACUGGCCGCCUUGCCGGUCGUCGAUGCGCUCUGGAAGGAGGAGGGCGGCGGUGCGGGCGAACCGGUCGCGCGCACGGGUCUUUGGCGGGCUCAGACGCCGCAGGGGUUCGAUUUCGCCAAGAUCCUUGCCGCCCAUCGAGCCCAUGACGGCACGGGCGCCGACGAUGUCGCCGUUGCGCGUGAGGCCGGCAUCGCGGUUCGGCUGGUUCCGGGUUCGGAACAAAACUACAAGAUCACGACCGCCGACGAUCUCGACCGCGCGCUGGCCGAUGUCCAUGGGUUCGAUGCGCACAGGGCCGAUGCUUCGCCCGAAGACGAUACCGUCAUCAUAUUGCCUGGCGGGCGAUCCCAAAGGGGUUGA